Messenger RNA from Trypanosoma grayi, 348 nucleotides. RefSeq lists its product as hypothetical. NCBI's taxonomy places the organism in Eukaryota, Euglenozoa, Kinetoplastea, Trypanosomatida, Trypanosomatidae. The transcript has a single exon. The coding region runs from base 1 to 348 and encodes 115 amino acids. The record is from RefSeq and is a predicted model, not a curated record.
AUGCGUGCACGGAAUUCCGGGAGGGUGGUGCCGUGGCUCUCCAUAUCGUGUGUUCGCGUAAUAGGCAGUAUCAGCGUGGUGGCAAUGAAUCUCCUCUACGACUCGCCCAGGCAGACGCCAAACGUCACUGCGCCUGUCACUUCCAGGGGGUCCUUCCAUUUACAGAGUGUGUUGCAGAGGACGGUGCAAGGUGUGGAAGAAAUUGAUUCAGUAUUCGCCACCAUUUCGAAGCGUCAAGGUGAACUAUUGGAGAAGCGCGAAGCAGACGAGAGGUUUUUUUAUAUACAAUGUUCUCCUCUUCGUCAAUCGGCGCGAUCAAGUACCGUUGGUUCCUCUUUGCACGCUUGA